Punica granatum (pomegranate) is the source of this 2971-nucleotide messenger RNA. NCBI's taxonomy places the organism in Eukaryota, Viridiplantae, Streptophyta, Magnoliopsida, Myrtales, Lythraceae. The record is from RefSeq and is a predicted model, not a curated record.
UCUAUCAACAAACAUAGAUAUUAAUUACAAUUCAUUCUAUAAUCAUAAUUACGUACUUUUGUUUUUAAAGUUUCCUUUGCAGUUGCGUCUGCAUAUGGUAUAGCAGUUCAUUUUUCGUUUCCUUUUGAUGUCUGUUAUAUAUGGGAGCACCUCGAAAUAUAUACAUAAACGUAUAUCAUAUGCAUAUAUAAAUCUUGGAUAUGGUCACGGGCAGUUUUUUUUUUUUUGGUGUACAGGCAGGUAUUAAUUUUAUAUAUGGUCAAAAGACUCAAAACUAGAUAAGAAUAUCUCUUUUCGUUGUAAAAAGUAAAUCACAUCUUAAUUUCUUGGAGCAGGGAAGCCACCGCAUGCAAUUUACGUUCAUGCCAUGCUAUGAAGUGGCUUCUGCAGAGAGCAGCAGUAGCAUAUACAGAGACAUAUACAUAUAUAUAUAUAUAUAUAUUACAAAUAUAAAAGCAAAGUCCCAUUUCCAGGCAUUGGUCAUUGAAACAGCUAGCCUCGGGUUUCAUCAUAUAUAGCUGGGUGUUUGUUUCUUUGUUCACGACAUUCCGAAUAUCUUAUUCCAUAUAGCAAUAGACUAGAUUAGGCCUGCUCAGUCUUAAUAAUUCUUCCCUUUUCUUUGGUCAAAGGCGGCCCGCUCAAGUUUAAAUCUACUGAGUUGUCUGCCGCCUGCCUCAAAUUCUAUAUUAGCAUGCAUGAUGUGUGUGUGUGUGUAUCAGCUACGCGACAUGCAUAUUCACCUGAUGUUGAGUCUGAGAGGGGCAGGCCGGUAUAGAACGAUCAACAACCUAAUUUCUUUACUUCGAUGACUUCUUCCUCAUUUCACUUAAGUUUAUAUAUUACUGAUCAGUGAUCAGUACCCUGGCCAAACCUGAGAGAAUAUAUAUAUAUAUAUAUAUAUAUAUGAGCUAGCUAUAGCUAGAGAGGAAUAUAUAUAUUGGGGUGGCGCGCUGAUUGCUGACAGUGUGUAUUUGAGUAUGCUGAUUUAAUAUAUAUAUAUAUAUGUAUGUAUGUAUGUAUAUUAAUCUACAGAAACAGAAGAGGAGCACAACACCGCUGAGAAGGGGAGACAAUUAAUGGAUGGGAAAGCAGCAGAAGCAAGGCCAAGGCAGAUUCACAUCAUAUACUCCCUGAGUCGAGGGGGCCACAUUGACCAGCGCCAUCUUUUUCGUGUCCACCAAGUCAGUCAUACCGGAGUUUACCUGAGAGAUAUAAAGAGGUGGCUGGCAGACUUGCCCGGGAAAGACAUGCCGGAGGCCUUGUCCUGGUCCUACAAAAGGAGGUACAGGACAGGGUAUAUCUGGCAAGACCUAGUGGAUGACGAUCUCCUCACCCCCAUCUCCGACAAUGAAUAUGUCCUCCAAGGAUCCGAAAAAAUCUCUUCUCCUUCGAUGACUCCUAAUUAUGUUUGCUCUUCUUCAUGUGACUCAUCGUCAUCCAUUGAUGGGAAGAAUCAACCAGCUGAAGCUGAAGCUGACGCUGAGCCCGAACCCGAGUCAAAUAAUCCAGGGGCAGCGGUAGGCCCAACUGUUGAGUUUGGCCUGCAGCAACAGUCACCACUGCCUGGUUCGGAGAGCUCUACCUUGACUGAUGUCUCACUCAAGAAUGAACCAGAAGAAGUCCAACAGGAGAAGCCGCCAUCCCUGGAGUACACCGUUACUACUGAUUACAGGCUGGAAACUCGCAAUUCUUCUUUCAAUUUUAACCUCUCUAGCGAGAACAAGAAGAAGAAGAAGAAACAGGACAAGAAGAAGAGGCAACACGAUCAGGUGUAUAUAGAAAGGUAUAAUGCAGUGCCAGUAGGAGCAGCCUCAUCUGCUCAGUCGACGUUCACCAAGACCAAGAAAUGCUCAGGUGGAGCAGCCCUCAUGUUCAGGAAUCUCAUUUCAUGUGGGGCCAUCGACACUAAAGAUGCAUUCUUGGUCAUGCCCAAUCGACCUGUUGACAAACCUGCUUCACCCGGACCUCCUAAAGUACACGAGGAUCAGCCACGAGAUGCCAGGAAAAGCUUCGAGAGGUUUAACAGUCGGACUUGGAAGAACAGAAGUGAGAAGCAAAUGAAUUCCUCUUCCAAGAAACUGGUUUCAACUGCCCAUAAGCCUGUCUCAGUGCCCUGCUGCUCGCAAUGUGGAAAGUCCUUCAAGCCAGAAAAACUGCACAAUCAUAUGAAGUCCUGCAGAGGUAUGAAAUUAGCCUUGUCGAGAAAAGGGUUGGCGCCAAUGGCAGCCACUCCAGAAAAGAAAUUCAGUCCGGUAUUUGUUGAUGCUCCCCUCGGUGAUCCAGCUCCAGCCUCUCUUUUGACCUAUAAUCGCUAACCAAUCUAGUUCCAGGCAUAGGGAGAUAGGAAAACGAAUCCUCUGCAAAAUACAGCCAAACCCCAUGCCAACUGCUGUUCUGUUCAAUCGGUAAGCUUGGGCAGCAGCUCUUGAAAAUAAUCAGCACACCUACUUUGACAUAUAAAGAGAACAUUCUAGCUGGGGUACGUGGAGAUUGAAUUUAGAAAUAAUCAAGUGUCACGGAUAAGCUUUGAUCAGCUCUGUAACAGAUCUUGAAUACAUGGAGUUUCUUAUUUCUGUGGAUACGCAGACUAUGUACAUUAAAGCCUAUUAUAAAUCCAGAUGUAUAGAUAGAAAACUGGUUUCGCUAUUUGUUAAGACUGUUCGGGAAUCAUUGUACGUUUGUCCAGUGUGCCAUUUCCAUCAAGCCCAUUGUAAAUGCACGACAUGGCCAUGGAUGACCUUAGACGAUGAGAGAAUAUUUCCAAACUAGCACUAAGAUCAGAGAAUUAUCAGGUCAUCUGGUUUGCAUUUGUGGUUGUUCAUGAGUGCUCAGAUCUGUUCGAGGCGCUUUUCUUUUCAUUAAUUUUGUAUUUUAUCCAGGGGACGGGGACUGGUGAGCAAAUUCGAUGUAGAAUUUGUCUAAGCUGGGACACUGAGAAGGAUGGCGAAUCAGAAAACAGACCAUCCAUCUU